Anas platyrhynchos (mallard) is the source of this 3411-nucleotide messenger RNA. NCBI's taxonomy places the organism in Eukaryota, Metazoa, Chordata, Aves, Anseriformes, Anatidae. The record is from RefSeq and is a predicted model, not a curated record.
CAGCGUCUCGGGGGCCGCUCCGCUCCGCCGGGCUGCGCGCAUGUGCCGCGCCCGCCCCUCCCCCGAGCGGCGGCCGGGCUGAGCGGCGGCGGGGCGCGAUGAAGGACCGGACCGGGGAGCUGCGCGCUGCGAAGGAUAGUGAUGAUGAUGAUGAAGUCACUGUUAGUGUGGACCGGGACCGCUUCAUGGAUGAGUUCUUUGAACAGGUAGAAGAAAUUCGAGGAUUCAUUGAUAAAAUCUCAGAGAACGUGGAGGAAGUGAAGAGGAAGCACAGUGCCAUUCUUGCUUCGCCUAACCCUGAUGAGAAAACAAAGGAAGAGCUGGAAGAGCUGAUGUCUGACAUAAAAAAGACAGCAAACAAAGUGCGCUCCAAGCUAAAGAGUAUUGAGCAGAGCAUUGAACAAGAAGAAGGACUGAACAGGUCAUCUGCUGACCUGAGGAUAAGGAAAACUCAGCACUCAACGCUGUCGCGCAAGUUCGUAGAAGUGAUGUCUGAGUACAACGCCACACAGACUGACUACCGGGAGCGCUGCAAGGGCAGGAUUCAGAGACAGCUGGAGAUCAAUCUAACAAUAGCCUUCCAAACCAUGAAACCUAGCCAGAAGGCAGUGGACUUGCAGGACCCCAGAAGACUUCCCUGGAAGUCUUUGGUGAGUGCUGUGCUGCAUGGUGUGGACAAGGUGUAGCUUCCAGGCCUCAUGCUUUGUCUUAGCAUUAAAGCAAACUUUCUGACCAGCUACAUCCUUUGGUGAAGCCUGCACUGCCUGGCUCCUUGUUAACCCAUAUGAUGUCUGUGCUCUCAUUCUUUGCCUUGAAUGCUUCGAGGCCUUUAACUGCUCUGUGCUUUGCAAGAGUGGAAUGGGACAGCAAGGAGGCAGUGAGAGACAGGGCAAGGGCACAUAUCCUGCAUUCUGUCCUGUCUCUGCCUGCAAGACAUGGCAACCCCUGGAGCUGAUACUGCUGCUUGUCUUCAGGGCUUUCUUCAGGACUUGAAUGGGACAGUGCAGUGGGUCCUUGAGAUGCACCAUACUCAGCACACUCCUCUUUGUCACUGUGCCAGUGACCACUCAGUGCUGAGCAUAAUCAACAUGAGGGUUAGUAAAUUUGUGCUGUUCCAACCCUUGUUUUGCCUUCCUGGGUCCAGGGCUGCCAUGAGCAAGGAGCCAAUAGCAACCAGAGAGAAGCCAGCAUGACUUUCUGCAAAACAGGCCCUGUUACAUGAACCAAUUAAUCUUUCUAGUGGAGUAAAAGGAAUGUAUUAAUUCAAACACAAGACAAGAUCUGACAAAAGUCAGAUGUUUUGAUUAAGAAUUUAGGUCCUUUGGCUCUGGGAUUGUGUGUCGGACACAAGCAUCUGUGCAGGCUGAAGCUGGGUCAUGCUUGGCACCAGCAGGCUCUGGAUGAUCUUCCACCAAAGCUAGAAAAAAGCUUGCAGAGCUUUUGUCCUUGGAGAUGUCUUUUUGGAAGGCUUGAUAACAUGUCCUAAUUUAUAUGAAUCUUCAGAAAUCUCUGGCUGCCAGAAAUUUUCCAGUUGACAAAACAAAAAAGCUUUUGGACUGUCCUUUGGAGUUAUGGAAAGUUUUGUUUGGAGGUAGUUUUGUUUGCAAUUACAAAGACUUUUCUCUGAUUGAUGGCACUUGCACAACAUGAAGAACCACCAGCAGCGGAACACGGGACUCAGCUUUGCCCACUGAGAGUCAGGGUGGCAGAAAUGGCCUGCAGGGCUGGGAAGGGGGUGUCAUGGGUUGCCCUUGGUGAUUAUAAAACUUGAAGCAGUGACUGGAAGCAGGCUGUGGAGCCCUUUCAGGAGCUUGGGGAGGUAAGGAGGAUGUUUCAACCCAAGGGCACAUCAGCAUUACACAACUCCUUCAGACCUGUGAGCACACAGGUUGCAGAGUUAAGCCCUGAUCUGUAGUUACUGAACAGGCUUCACUGAGCUCACGUUUGGUAUAAAAAGAUGUUGAAUGCCUGGAGAUCCUCUUGUACUUCACCAUUCACAGACCUGGGGAUGAGGAGAGGUGGCAGAUGCUGGCAGAGCAGUAUGCAGAGGUGGUGGAGCCUCUUGCCAAGGCUCCCAGCCCUCCUGCAGGAGGAUGGAAGGGGGUCGGAACAUGUCAGCAGGAGUGGUGAAGGACUCUAGCAGAAUGUGGUUACCAUGGGUAAUUUCCAUUAGAAAUUUCCAUUUCCAUUGGGCUAAAAUAGAAAAGAUUUUGCUUCUUGGAGUUGCCAGCCAUGGUGUGAGUAGAGCUAGGAUGAGGACUUGCAAAGCAGCAGCUUCUCGGGGCUUUGGGGGCCACUAGCAGUUCUUAGUCAUCAAGACAAGCCUCUCCCAGGACUUCCACCUCUGCCCAUGGAUCCUGCAACUGUAUAAGAUCAGGCCUGGGCCACCCAGUUCACAUCCAAGAUGUGUUGCAGAUGUACCUGUCUCCAGCUCUGUCUCCUGGGACUUUGGAUCUUUGUCUUAGUCAUGUCCCCAGUCUUUCUCUGGCCAUGCCUCCUGGAUAGACCUUGGCCCCACAGUGUAGCUUUGUCUCCAGUCCUGUCUCCAGUCCCAUUUCCUGCUGUUCCUGACAGGACACUUUGGAGCUACCCCAGAUCUGAUUUCACAGCUUGCCUUGUCUGACACUGCUGCUGGACUCUGUUAUCACCACUCAUCUUUCAUGCUGUGGGAUUGCACCCCAGUUGGUGAAGGCCCCAUGUGUGCUGGGGUCACUCCAGCUCCUGUCUCAGACCCUGCCCUGGAGCAACCUCACUCUUGCUUCUCUAGCACAGCCCUGGGGAGGUUGCCAAGGCAGGAUAGCAUACCAGCAUUUCAGCAUUCCCCAGGUUUCUGAAGCCUUUGGAAUGCCUGUGACCACAUUGCCCAGAACUUGAAGAAAACAUUUAAAACCCACCAUUUAUGUAAGGGCUGUGGGCUUGUUCUUGCUGUUCAUCCAGGGAGAUGUGGGGACAAGGAACCAUGCCUGCCCAAGCAACUCCAGGAACGGGGAACCACUGGAUGAGCUCAUGCCAGCUCUGUUAAGGAACAACUUCUGCUGCAGGGUGGUGAUCCCUGUUGUCUGGUUCUGGUUGCCUCUCUUUUUGGGGCUGCAGACCAAACAUGGAGGAGCAGUCUGCUGCUCCUCACCCUCUACGGUUCUUUGUGCCUUAUGGGUGGAGCAUUUCUUUGCUUUGUCAUAUGGUCCCUUUUCUUCCUCUUUAUAAUCUUUAUUAUAUUUUUUAAUGUUGAUAUCUAACAUCUGCUCAGUUUGUGAUUUUGUCUCCUUGCAGUAUGCAGUCAGAUUUGAAGAUUUACUCCUGGCUGCACAUACAGACUGGGCGAUGAGACGCUGGAGAGCAGCCUAGAAGAGAGGGAUCUGGGGGUCGUGGUAGACAGCAAGUUCAAUAUGAGCCAGCAGUGUGCCCUGGCAG